Messenger RNA from Carlito syrichta (Philippine tarsier), 1893 nucleotides. RefSeq names its product potassium channel tetramerization domain containing 20 (gene KCTD20). The record is from RefSeq and is a predicted model, not a curated record. Gene Ontology annotation, biological process: positive regulation of phosphorylation. Gene Ontology annotation, cellular component: cytoplasm. Lineage: Eukaryota; Metazoa; Chordata; Mammalia; Primates; Tarsiidae. Gene Ontology annotation, molecular function: protein binding. The transcript is spliced from 7 exons. The coding region runs from base 58 to 1317 and encodes 419 amino acids.
CUGUCUUUCAGGAUUUCUCUCUGGUUAGGCAGACAGUUCAGGACACAGAAUCUAAGGAUGAAUGUUCACCGUGGCAGUGAUAGCGACAGGUCAUUGCGGCAAGAGGCCAGUUGCCAAGUGGAUGAUACCUCAGGAGCAGCCCAAGAAAAAGAAACAAAUAACCCGACUUCCUCUGGUCCUCAUAAUCUGACUUAUCCCCUGGUUUCCAGGAACGAAGACCUUGCACUUGACUAUGCCUCUCAGCCAGCAAGUCUUCCAUUCCCUCACAUCAUGCCACUUCCCGAAGACAUCAAAGGCUCUUGCUUCCAGAGUGGGAAUAAAAGGAACCACGAACCCUUUAUUGCUCCAGAUAGAUUUGGAGGCAGCAUUGUGGGCUUUGGCAGUAACUCCCAUUCCCAAGCACCGGAGAAAGUGACACUUCUUGUAGACGGCACACGUUUCGUUGUAAAUCCACAGAUUUUCACUGCUCAUCCGGAUACUAUGUUGGGAAGGAUGUUUGGACCAGGAAGAGAGUACAACUUCACUCGGCCCAAUGAGAAGGGAGAGUAUGAGAUUGCAGAAGGAAUCAGUGCGACCGUAUUUCGCACGGUGCUGGAUUAUUACAAAACUGGUAUCAUCAACUGUCCUGAUGGCAUCUCUAUUCCAGACCUUAGAGAUACGUGCGAUUAUCUCUGCAUUAAUUUCGACUUCAACACUAUCCGAUGUCAAGACCUGAGUGCUUUACUGCAUGAACUGUCUAAUGACGGUGCUCACAAGCAAUUUGAUCACUACCUCGAAGAGCUGAUCCUGCCCAUCAUGGUGGGCUGUGCCAAGAAAGGGGAGCGAGAGUGCCACAUCGUUGUGCUGACGGACGAGGAUUCUGUGGACUGGGAUGAAGACCACCCCCCACCCAUGGGGGAAGAAUAUUCCCAAAUUCUUUAUAGCUCCAAGCUGUACAGAUUCUUCAAAUACAUUGAAAAUCGGGAUGUUGCAAAAACAGUGUUAAAAGAACGGGGCCUAAAAAACAUUCGUAUUGGGAUUGAAGGUUACCCUACCUGUAAGGAAAAAAUUAAGAGAAGACCUGGUGGCCGGUCUGAAGUCAUCUACAACUAUGUACAACGCCCCUUUAUCCAGAUGUCAUGGGAGAAGGAAGAAGGAAAGAGUCGCCAUGUGGAUUUCCAGUGUGUUCGAAGCAAAUCUCUCACUAAUCUGGUAGCUGCUGGAGAGGAUGUCUUGGAGGACCAGGAGAUCUUAAUGCAUCACCCACCCCAGGUGGAUGAACUUGACCGGCUAAAUGCCCCACUUUCUCAGAUGGCUUCUAACGACUUUCAGGAUUAGGGCCAGCUGCGGGUCCAGCCCUUGCCGGAGCUCUUCUCAGUUAGGCAUGCCUGCGGCCAGUUCUCCUUGUCCUCCCAUGGUCCGUCUCACCCUGAUAGGAGACAUGCUCUCCCCGUCCUUUCUCUUUCUCCCACAGUUAACAUGUGUUCUUUUCAGUAAGUCCAUGCUUCCGGCAAGGGAUGAAGAAGUACUCACUGGUAAUUAGCUACCAGCUUUGCAGCAGCCCUGGUCACUUGAAAAAUUUGGGUUUGGUGCUGUUCACUGAGUCUUUGCAUAACUGCAAAAGCAAGAAGGGAAAUCCAGAUUCCUGUUGCCUCGUACUUAGCAAAGCAGUCCUCAUCCUUUAUUCUUGGGUUUUGUUUUAUUUUCUUUGAUACAGGCAAAUUGCUUAGUAACAAAGGGACCAAACUUAAAAGGAGGCAAUCUCUAUCUUCUGACAGUAGGCACCAAUGGGAUGCUCAUUUGAGGUAAUGAGGAUGCCAUUCUUAGUGGUCGCUGUACCCAGGUUACAUCUGGAGCAAUCUUGUUCAAAAUGUCCAAAAGAAAGUCUUUAGAGAUUAAAUUGUUUUGUUUUUU